AGGGAUUAGCUGUGACACAGCAAAAAUAGGAUUUGGAUGGAAUCAGCUGUUGUUGUUACCAUCAUUAGUGAUAAUGUUGUGUACUGUUGCAUAACUACACUUUAAUCAGACUGACUUAUUCCGGUCUGUAGGAAAUCUUGUCUCGUUUGGCCAGUUAUGUUAAAGUCAUGCUGUUUUGGUUGGCAAAAAUCAGUUUUACUCUACCAACACCAUAACUACUCUUGGUAGUUAUGGUGUUGGUAGUGUGACCUUUCAAUGAGUAUUCCAGGGUAAAAUCUAGUCACUCUCAGCAAGACACCAAUUAAUGCUUAUAACUAUUAAUUACUGGCUAAUAUGCCGUGAAUACACAUAUGGUUCAGUCGUGUGAUUUCCGAACUAUUAACUGCACCCACUAAAUUUAAGAAGGAAAAUAUGUCCUGUUCAUACAUAAACCUCAGCUGUCUAUCAGCAGUGGGUGCAGUGCUGCUUAAAAAUGCACAAGGAUCACUUCUAAACUAGUUCUGAAAACAGGGUCCGGCAUGUAGACUCAUGAAACAAACUCGGCAAUGUUCUGAACUUGAAUCAUGAACUCCUUACAUCUUUUUAUCACAUUAAAGCGUGCAAAAUGUGCUGUUCUCGUGUGCAUGUUCAAAGUUCUGACACCACAGUCGGUCCCAGCUGCUGCUUUUUGUCUCCGGUCCUCCAGGAGAUCGGCUCUGUUGGCGGAGAUGUGGACACGCAGGCGAAAAAUAGCACAUUGUGAACACUUGAAGGUCAAUAAAACGCCUGCAAUUUCAUCAGUUUAAUGUGACCAAGCUCAAUAUUUUGGCAGCAUAACGAUCUUUAGCCUCCAAAAAUCCAUACACUGUAUUAGCCAUGUUGUUUUAUACGAAAAAAAGUAGGAGCUUAUUGUCGGUAAUCUCAACAUUUUAAGAGCAUGUUCUGUUGGUCUUUCUGUGAUUUUCUGGGCAAUGAAUGACGUUUAAAGUGCUUUUGCCAAGGUCUACUUACAAUCAGAUUCAGAAUCAAAUUUAUUGCCAUGGUCAGUGGGGAUCCCACCAACUAGGACAGUGUUUUGGAAUGCUGACAUAAAAUAAAAUAAAAUAGUACAAAAAUAAAAUAAAAUAAAAUAAACAACAACGGUUGUUCACAAAUUCAACAGUCUGACGGCCGAGGGGAAGAAGCUGUUCCUGUGACGGGAGGUUCUGGUCUGGAUGGACCGUAGCCUCCUGCCAGAGGGAAGAGGAACAAACAGUCUAUGACCAUGGUGAGAAGGGUCGGCUCUGAUCCCACCUGCACGUCUCUGGGUCCUGGAGACAUACAGGUCCUGAAGAGGUGGCAGGCUGCAACCGUUCACCUUCUAAGCAGAACAUACGAUGCGCUGCAGUCUGAUGCGGUUCUAACUGUCAGGAAGUCAGCCGUUCACUCACACACACCCAGUUCAUGCCCAGCCGGUGUCACAGUGUUCAUGGAAAUAGUGUUACUGAUACAGCCGCUCUCUGGUGAGUUCUGUUAUGACUGUGGUGCUGGUGUCCAGGGUCAUUGAGAAACAUGUGUCCACACGCAGUCCUGCUGUGAUUGUGUGGCUGCUAUUUGUUUGAAUUCACUUGUGUGUAUUUCUCCAUGUCACUUUGGUUGAUGGUAUGUGUGUAAGUGCGUGUUAAUCAUGUGUGGCAGAACCGAGCAGCCGCAUGGGGUCAGCAGUCAAAGCCAGGCAUCACUCAUGGGAUGACGGUGGGCGGAGUUAGCACAGCGACACAAAAGCUAGCGCAACAUUGUCCUUGUGGGACGAGCUAUCACUCGCUGCUAAUGAAAAGUGAGUUGGUUUAUUACCAGGGAUGACCUGUCAUCUUUCGUCUGGCGAGCUGGCUCCAAAUGAGUUUGCUUGCUUGUUACUGUUUCACCGCUGGCAGAUGGUGGUCCUCAGGCAGGAUGUUUGUCCAGCUGAGAUGGCCUGUUUGAUGUGUCUGCGCGCCAGAAAAGCAGGUGCAGUCUGAUACCUGAUAUUAUUUAACAGGGUUGGAUGGAUUUCCUGCCUGCCCCAGCCUCAGUCAAUUGAAUAAGGCUAUCUGGCUUUACUUGUUUCAUGAGGCCAUCACAUACAAAUAAUGUGGUUAUCCACAUUAUGUUACUGCGAUGUGCUGGGAUCACACUUUAGUCAAAACAUCUCACCCCUUACUCAGGUUAAAAAUCGUCCCCAUUUCUUGAUUCUCUUGCUGUCGGUCAGUUUAAAAACAUUUAGUUCAUCUUGUUCACGGGCUGUGAUCAAUCACAAUUAAUAAGUAAUUGGAAAUCACGUGAUCCUUUCACUUUUGACUGUAAAUGAUCUUAGCUAACACAGUUAGCUAGAUAUUAGGGAUGCAAAUCAUGGCCCACGUCGAUAUAUAGCAAGACAUGUGUGCAUCGCAAAAUAUGACAAGCUAGCAAAUACAUAAACAUGCAUUAAUGCAGGAUUUCUCAACGUAUUCAAUGCUGCUAUAAGUGAUAACAUCACUAUUUUGUAUUUAAACCUGGGCUUUCUUUUUUUUUCUUUUGCUAAAUAAUCAUUUAUUCUGUGGUAAAUCAAAACAAAAAAUUCAGUGUACCUCCUUGUGUCAUUGUGUUCAACUUAACUGGAAAUAAAUCCAAUUUGUUUUAACAAAGAAUAGAAUAAAUUCCUAACUUUUAGGAGCCGUCUUUGCUACUUUAAAAUAAUAAUAAUCCUCUUCUUCUUUUCCUUUGGGCUUCUCUCUUCAGGGGUGGCCACAGCAGAUCAUCUUCCUCCAUCUCACCCUGUCCUCUGCUUCCUCUUCUCUCAAACCUGCAAACCUCAUGUCCUCCUUCCGCACCUCCAUCAAUCUCCUCUUUGGCCUUCCUCUCCACCUUCUGCCUGGCAGUUCCAACCUCAACAUCUUCCUUCCAAUGUGCUGGCUAUCUCUCCUCUGUACAUGUCCAAACCAUCUCAGUCUAGCCUCUCUGACUUUGUCUCCUAAACACCUGACAUGUGCUGUCCCUCUGAUAUACUGCUUCCUGAUCCUAUCCAUCGUGCUCACUCCCAGAGAGAACCUCAGCAUCUUCAUGUCUGCUACCUCCAGCUCUGCCUCCUGUCUUUUCCUCAGUGCCACUGUUUCCAAACCAUACAACAUUGCUGACCUCACCACUGUUUUGUACACUUUCCCUUUCCUUGCCGACACCCUUAAAUAAUAAUAAUAAUAAUAAUAAUUCUGUAUUGAUUCAAAAAUAAAUAAACCAAUAAACUUCAGGGAUUCUUUUGUCAAGAACUGAGGGUGAAACCUGUGUUCCCCCAGUGUCAAGUUAGAGUGUUCCCAGUGUUCAUGAUUUUAAACUGUCUUGGGAUGUUGUUUGCCAAUAUUUGCCCUGUAAUGGACUGGUGACCUGUUCAGGGCGUACACUGACUGUAAAUGAAUACUGACUCGCAUUAUCGAUCGAAGGAGAUUUGACAUUAUCUGUAAUCCUUUACGCACUUCUUAACUUCGCACUGGUGGCGGUUUCAGGUCAGUCUAACACUGUUCGCACGAAAGCCAGCUCAUGGCUCUCACGACAUUGUGUGUAUUCACCACCACAUUAUAGACCACUUCCUCACGGCAUACUGAAGUGCACCAUAGAAGCAUCUGCACUGGGUGUAAGAGAGCAUCUCUCUGGGUGCAGUGUGAGUGCAAAGGUUAUAGUUCCCCUCGAUGCAAAUGUUCAAAAUAGGUAAGUGAUUUAACUGGUGAUAAUGAUAAGUGGUGCGAGCGGCAUUACCAUCUUUGCCGUUUGCUUCUGCUUCUCAAUUGCAUCGGAUGUUUUGGACACAUCCUUGUCCACAUUUGUCCUGUUAGUUAUGUAGCAUGUAGCAUGUUCACUUUUAGAAAUGUUAUUAGUUUCUUAUAAUACAGUAGGCUACAAUAGGUCUCCUCUUAUUGGCCAGUUCAUUUGGCCAUGAAAACGUCAUCUCAGUCAGAGCAGGCUACACUUGUGAAGUAAAUCGCUGAGCCUCAUCUCAACCGGAGCCGGAACAACUGAGGCAAGUAGCUGAGAAGAAGCAAAUGUUCUAAGAUCUAUUGUCUCCAGCAAAGUCUGUCGGAGAGGCAUUCUAGCCAAUCAGAAGCAAGAGUGGCCUUACCGUCCUCUAUUAACCUGAGAUUCGCCAACAGGUCAAAGGGUGCUGCUGUCACGCUACAGUUUUUCGCAUUUCACCACAGGGUCUUGAAGCCGUAUGAUCGCCUAUAAUUUCCAAACAGGAAAGAAUAUUGAACAAGUUAAUUCUGAAAUGAUUGUGUCUCACCACACAUGGGGUAUGUGGUGUACCAACAAACAAUUUAAGAGAAAAAAAGAGUUGCAAAGUGGUCUGUCUAUGAUAAGCGAUGACUGGACGAAAACACUGUGUGAACAAAACUAUCAAGAGAACACACUUUCAAGAUUUCUAACCUUCCUCAUCUUGUACAGUUUUAGCCUGCAAAAUAGUCUUCAACAUCCUGAGCCCAGCAAUGCUGAAACUCACCUUUUUGUCUCGAUAUGUGCCCUAACUUCACUGACAAAUAUGAUAGAGAACAAAAAACAGGCCCAGGUGCCGGUGCCUGGUUCCCCCAUGCCUAUGACCUCUUAUUUUGGUAUCGCUCCACUAAUCUCCAGGAGUCCAGGAACAUUAGAUCAGAUUAGAUUACCGGUUGGUGCAAACAAUAUUUCAGUACAACACCGGUGAUGUUGUAGUGUCAUGGACGUGUUUUCCAGUUUAAUAUGGAGUGGAAACUUCUUUAAAACAUUUAUUUUUGAGUGUUGUUUAAUUAAUACUUGACAGAAUCCCAAAGCUUUGUGCAUAGUCCAUGUGUGUGUACAUAUGUGCACAUAGAGAAAUGUUAUUGCAGGUGGUCAUCAGGACACUUCACCUGAAGCCCUUGAAGGCCAGGAUUUAAAUUUAACAACUGCAGUGACCAGUUUCAUUUUCUUGUUCAUCUCAAAAGUGGUUUUAAGUUAAGCACACCUUUUUGUAGGAAGCGCUUUUUUUCAACUCCAUGACGUGUAACUGAGCAUUUGGAUGGUAUACAACUAAAGAAGGGGUUACAAAAAAGCAACCCUGAAGCUCUGAAAAAUCCAGCUGGAAUUUUUCUUUUCUUUGCCCUGGAGUUACUUCCACACCCGGGGAGAACUGGUUAGUCAAUGCCUCAGUGAGACAGGUGAUCCGUCACGCGUGAAAGACAGACACACAUUAGAGCACAGAAAACUGCUGAGUUGGGAGGUCAACAACACAUUACAUUCUGAAGUAUUCACUGAGUUGUGUGCACUUUUUUCCCAAUGUAAACUUAAAAAAAGAUAUUUUGUGUUGAUGUACUUAUUCUGGUUUUAUUUAUUCUGCUCUCAUGCAUCUUUGCUGGUUCGAGAACUGCUGUUAACCAAAGCAUGUGCUACGUUUAGGAUCUUGCUGAUCGAUGUGUGUUUACUAAACUAACUUUUCUAGCUCUAGAUGCACAUUUAUUAGAUAAACUUUCCAGAAGGUGACUAGUUGAGCCAAUACUACAGAGUUCACCUGGGUGUGUUCGACAUGUCAGGUUCAGAUUUCGUGUUCAGCAGUGGGGCAAAUUUCAACAUGUCCUCUGAGGAGGAAUGCAGUUACCUGUUCCCCCCUUGUCUACCCUUUCUCUGCUCCUGACAGGCGGUUUAUGAGGAGGUGUUGAGCGGACAAAAGAUACGAGGGGAAGAGAAGUUGCGGCCUUCCUCCACAGUCAUCCAUCUGUGUGGUGUAACUCCUCGUGGGAGCCCCCAAAGAGAAAGCUCUUUCUUUACCAAAUGUUAAUGAGACCGGUGACAUUUACUCCUGCCCCGUCACCACCAGCAGAGACGACUGCACCAGAAUGGGCCUCGUCAAAUCCACGAACCAGGAGGAGAUAGUGGAAGGCAUGUGGCUGGGAGUGACCGUGGCCAGCCAGAGAGGACUGGGCAAAGGACGUGUGCUGGCAUGUGGCCAUCGCUACGUGACGGUAAAGUCGGCGAGUCAGCACAGUAUGAUCGGGAAGUGCUACGUGAGAAGCAACGAUCUGACCUAUGACCCCAAUGAUGAGUGGCAACUGUUCAAAUAUGAGUUCUGUGAUCCCGCCCAAGACGUGGGGGGCGAGGGGAUGUGCAACAUGGGCAUCUCCGGCGGCAUGACAGAGAGCGAUGUCUAUCUCGGCGCCCCCGGCAGCUACUUGUGGCAAGGAAAUGUCCAUGCGAUCUGGAGAGAUCCGGUAAAUGAGUGGGACUCUCGCACCUCACACUUUGAAUCGAUGAAGCGCACAUACAACUACAUAGGCUACUCAGUGGUGGAAGAGCUGAAACUGCUGAGUCGUGAUGAGUACACGGUGGUGACGGGCUCGCCAAGAGACGAAGCUAAGGGGUCUGUGAUGUUCGGGAUGAGGAAGGGCCAGAUAUUUGAACCAACGCUCAUCCUCCGUGGUGAACAAGUGGGAUCAUACUUCGGGAACUGCCUCGCUGUCACGGACCUUAACAAUGAUGACUGGAAUGACGUCAUUGUUGGCGCUCCCUUUUAUUUUGAUCGCACCAAGGAUGUGGAGGGUGCGGUGUACGUCUAUAUGAAUGAGAAUGGAUCGUUCCAGAAGACAGCCACCAUGGUGCUGAAAGGACCCAGAAAGUCAGCUUUCGGCUUUGCGGUGGCUGCGAUAGGUGAUGUCAACCAGGAUGGAUUCCAAGAUUUUGCAGUGGGAGCUCCAUUCCACAAAUCCGGGAGGGUCUAUAUAUGGUCGGGCAGCGAAAAGGGAAUCUCACAAAAACCCAGUCAGGUGAUAGUUGGGGAGUCUGUGGAAAAGAGGGGAUUCAAGACGUUUGGCUACUCCAUUAGCGGCGGCAUGGACAUGGAUGAGAACAGUUACCCUGAUAUCUUAGUCGGUUCCCUGGAUGACCGCAUUGCUUUGCUCAGGGCCAGACCCGUCAUUCACCUCCAGAAAGACUUCACAGUUGAGCCAGAAAUUAUCAAUCUCAGUGAGUGUUCAGGAAACAGACCAUGCGUCAGAGCAAAUCUCUGCAUGUCCUUCACGCUCAGCAAUGGAAACAAGAACUUCAAGAAAGACAUCACGGUGAAUUACACCGUGGAGGCUGACAUGGACAGGCGACGAAGCCCAAGAGUUCGCUUCCUUCUGAAUAAUGAUGACACCUAUUCAGGAGUGUUGACUCUGCCGUCCUCCAAAAUUCAGUGCCAUGUUCUCCAAUUGACUGUUGUGUCCCCGGUCACUGACAAACUGGAGCCAGUGGCCUUCUCCAUCAGGAUGGGCCUACAAGAACCGACACCUAAAGUCCGACGCUCCAUGCAGAACCUGGACGCCUUCCCCAUCCUCAGCCCGGAUCAGAAACUCACUCAAAGGGCUGAGAUUAACUUCCCGAAGGAGUGUGGUGACGACAACAAGUGCACCAGUAACCUCCAACUGACAGCCCAGUAUACCAACAACAGAGAGAAGCCGUAUCCAAGGCAGGGGAAAAAACAGGUCCUGCAGUUUAACAGCAACAUUAAAAUUAUUUGGCUGAAGGUGGAAGUGACUAACUUUCCGACGGGAGGCAAAAAGGCUGAGGACGCCCACCAGGCCGCUCUGAACGUGACCAUCCCCGACGCGCUCACCUACUCUGGUGUCCGGGCUGAGUCUAUCGAUGUAGAAUGCGUCUAUACUGGAUCAGUCAUCUGCGAGUUGGGAAACCCACUCGAGGGCAAUGACAAAGUCACAUUGUCAUUGAGGUUUGAGACGUCCAAUAUUAAUUUGUUGACAGAGGAGAUUGAGACGACGCUGCUUCUAUCCACUCUGAGCGAGCAGAUGGACCUGAGGCCGGUGUCUGUGGCUCUGCUGAUCGAGAACACCAUCUUCCCCUCCUUCUCCCUAACCAACCCUCUGGUGCAGACCAAAUUUGGCGGGACGGUGAUGGGUGAGUCGGCCAUGGUCAACACCAGUGACGUGGGCAGUCUGGUGGAGUUCACCUUCAACGUGAACAUGAGGGGUCAGCCACUGGGGGACCUGGGCACCCUAGCUGUGGAGUUUGAGUGGCCUGUGGAGGUUUCCAAUGGGAAGUGGCUGCUGUACCUGACCAAGAUCGUGGUGGUGACCGAAUCUGAGAGUGAAUGUAACCCACCCGGAGAGAUCGUCAACCUCCUGAACUUAACACUGUCCCAGGGCGGCUCGAGACGUGUGAGGCGGCAGAUCAGAGUGGACGAGCAAGAAGAUGCGACUCCGCCUCAAAUUAUUGAACCACAGCCUAAGAUCAAACUGCUUGGGCCACGGAAAAUAGCUCACUUCUUGGAAUGCUCUAAGGGAACAGCACGAUGUGUUACCUUCUCAUGUCCACUGCUCAACAUGACAAACACAGCAAAGAUAUACGUCCGCUCACGUUUGUGGAACAGCACCAUGUUGGAGGACUUUCCUGAUGCACAGUGGGUAAAGGUCAUAGGUCAAGCCACUCUGAGGCUAAUUACUGGCAAACGAACCAUCAAGAUGGACAGCCAGAUUGCCAAGUUCACUGUGGACAUCGAGCCCGAGGACAGAGUGGAGACACCGUACGAGCUCCCGCUCUGGAUCAUCAUCUCCGCAGCUGUAGCUGGAAUUCUGCUGCUGGGGAUCAUCAUUCUGAUACUCUGGAAGUGCGGCUUCUUCCAGAGAGCCAGCAGGCGGGAGAUGUAUGAGGCCAAGGCCCAGAAAGCCGAGAUGAAGAUCCAGCCCUCUGAGACAGAGCGGCUGACUGAGGACUACUGAGACCCCAGAGGGUCCCCCUUGUAGUGGGGACCCGGCAGCACGCACCAGUGGGGCUUUUGGCUUGGAUUCUUCAAGCGAGCCAUCUACUACCGGAUAAUGCCAAAGCAUCAUGGGGUUAAGAUCGGAAAGGCUGAGCGCUAUCAGCUCAACGCAGCGUUUCAGCCCGACGAUCCGCAGAAAAAAUACUGGAUGACCAGCUGGACUGAGCUGCAGGGCUACUGGUACUGACCUGGACUGACCCGUGCCACUCUCUGGGCUUGGACUCUACGGUGCCUGUGGUUUGUCGGUGCAAUAUACUGGACACGAUUGUAAUUGUAAUAGUUUUACUGAAUGCAGUGUUGUACAUUUAUUGUGGGGAUUUGCAUUCAAGAGUGAAUCUUUGCGACUGAGGUUGUAACAAACCUGAUUGUGUUUCUGCUCUGACCUCGGUCGUCAAUGUGGAAUCUGAAUGGACCAAAGUGGGCAAGACAUGUCCCGACUCUAAAACUACGUUUCCUUUGGCCUUUUAAUUAAGAGCACAGUCUACAGCACAGGCAACCAAACUGUUGCUGAAAGGGCAGCAGUGGGGUUUUGUUCCAACCCAUCAAGCACACACAGUUUAAAGGCCCAUUCGUGCUCAAUGUUACGCACGGUUCUGGGUACAGACGGAGCCUUCUGUCCGUGCUCUACGUUCAUUUCACCUCUAUUUCUGCACUUUCGGCAAAGCUUAUGGAUACAGACCAAACGGAGCAGUACCACCUGAAAACCAUGGGGGCAGUGUCGCUGCUACUUCUAGAUGUGUAGCUCUAAUGAGACAUGAAGAAGACAAUAACAAUGGCGGAAAUUCUCCGUCCUCCAGUCAUGAUAUAUUUAAUGGCCUCCACCACCGCCCACCUCCUCCUGCAACGCUGCCUCUGCUUCACCCUUUGUGCAACACCUACAUUAUCAAUACUUCUUCCACAGUUGCCAUGUUUCAGAGUUGGUUGUUGUCGUACACUUUGGACUCUGAGCUGCUCACCCUGGUGAAUAUAUUGGUGAACUGCAAUACAGACGCUGCGCGUGCUGGUUAGAUUGGAACAAGAGGCUGCACCCAUUGUGGCCCGUUCAGGAACAGUUUGGUGACCCCUGGUCUACAGUGCGGGAAGAGAUUUUUUCUCGACGUAUUUGACAUCUGUACAGUCUAGGUUUUGCGAAGAAACUUGUGUUUGGCAACAUUUUUUUUCAAAAUCAAUUCAUUAAUACUUUGUCCAAAUUAAACAAGACUCAAGAGAAAGUUGAGGAAAAGAUUGGGAGCAGGUACAACCUGGCCUCACCUGCGGCAUCUCAGUGUGACCAAAUGGGGUUUUUGUGUUGAAAACCAAGUCAAACAUAAAUCUCUUAUUUACUGUUGGAUAAUUGGUAUUUAUUAUUUUGUCUUUUUCAGGUUUGAUCUUAAAUUGUCUUUUUAGAUAAUUAAAAAAAGUUUGAAUUUAAAAAAAAAUCUGUAAAUGAUUUUUAAUGAUCUUUUUUAAAUGUUUCUGCAUCUUUUAGAGCAGUGGCUCACAGACUCUCCCUGAAGCAGCCAAACAGAAGCCGUUGUCAUUGUGUACGUGCAUCGUAAAAAUGGUACUUGAAACACCCACUGAGAGACAUUUUCUUGGCUGAGGUACAGAGGGAAAUUCGACAAAAUGUUGCGACACAAGUGUUGAUGUGAUCUCUUGCUAACUAUUUAUUUGAAAUGUUGCGUAAUGAGUCACAACACUGGAUUCAAUAAAGCCUUGUGUGUGCCUGGAGAUGUUUUGGCUCUCCAGCUUAUGAAUUGUAAAUAGAACCGUUUUUUUUUUAAGUAUGAAUGUGUGUACUUGCAGAAGCUGGUGUAUUUUUAUAUGAGACCACAUGCUGCAGCUGAGGUCAACAUGCAGCACAGCAGCACCAACACAACAUAUUUCAGCUCCUUCUUGAAUGCUCACCGUGCAUGGACAUUAGAAUGGAGCCAUUGACCAGCACAGACAAGGUGUUGUGCGGUUUUCAUGUCAAUAAAAUGUU
This is a messenger RNA of Synchiropus splendidus (mandarinfish), 10688 nucleotides long. It is a transcript of the gene itga3b, whose product is annotated as integrin, alpha 3b. Gene Ontology annotation, molecular function: integrin binding. Bases 5811 to 8684 code for a protein of 957 amino acids. Gene Ontology annotation, cellular component: integrin complex; external side of plasma membrane. The transcript has 26 exons. NCBI's taxonomy places the organism in Eukaryota, Metazoa, Chordata, Actinopteri, Syngnathiformes, Callionymidae. The record is from RefSeq and is a predicted model, not a curated record. Gene Ontology annotation, biological process: integrin-mediated signaling pathway; cell adhesion mediated by integrin; cell-matrix adhesion.